Messenger RNA from Osmerus eperlanus (European smelt), 1872 nucleotides. RefSeq names its product tyrosinase-like. NCBI's taxonomy places the organism in Eukaryota, Metazoa, Chordata, Actinopteri, Osmeriformes, Osmeridae. The transcript is spliced from 5 exons. Bases 56 to 1687 code for a protein of 543 amino acids. Gene Ontology annotation, biological process: pigmentation; melanin biosynthetic process. Gene Ontology annotation, molecular function: tyrosinase activity. The record is from RefSeq and is a predicted model, not a curated record.
UCAACGCAAGUCUGUUACUAGUCGUGCACAAGGCUGUUGGUGGCCUUUGGUGACUAUGUGGCCUUUGAUACUGAUCAUCUUCAUCUUACAUCUUGGGCCUUCCUUUCAGCAGUUUCCCCGGUUGUGCGCCACACAGGAGGCCCUGCGCUCAAAGGAGUGUUGCCCCGUCUGGGAGGGAGACGGCUCGGCUUGUGGAGCCAGCUCUGGCCGCGGGUUCUGUCAAGACGUUGAGGUCUCAGACCUGCCCAAUGGGCCGCAGUAUCCCUUCUCAGGGCUGGACGACAGGGAGAAGUGGCCUUUGGUCUUCUACAACCGGACCUGCCAGUGUGCAAGUAAUUUCAUGGGGUUUAAUUGCGGGGACUGCACGUUUGGUUAUUUUGGUGUUAAUUGCAACGAGAGAAGGGAGUCGCUAAGAAGGAACAUUUUUCAUCUGUCGGCGGCCGAGAAGCAGAAAUUAAUAUCUUAUCUUAACCUGGCCAAGAACACCAACAGUACGGAUUACGUGAUCCUCACGGGCACUUACCAAGACAUGGCCAACGGCUCUAACCCUAUGUUUGCCGACGUGUCGGUGUAUGAUGUGUUUGUGUGGAUGCAUUACUAUGUUUCGAGGAACAUGUUGAUGGGUCCUGGUAAUGUGUGGACCAAUGUAGAUUUUGCCCACUGGGCCCCUGGAUUUCUCCCUUGGCACCGUGUUUACCUGCUCCAUUGGGAGCACGACAUCAGGAAACUGACCGGAGACUCGAGUUUCUCUAUUCCGUACUGGGAUUGGAGAGAUGCGCGCGGCUGCGAUGUAUGCACCAAUGACUUGAUGGGCGACCGGAGUCCACGAGACCCAAACCUUCUUAGCCCAGCAUCUGUCUUCUCCUCCUGGAAGGUGUUGUGUUCUCGAGCAGCAGACUACAAUAGCAGGGGGGUGCUGUGUGACGGCACUGUGGAGGGGCCACUGCUUCGAAACCCUGGGAACCACAACCGAAACAUCGUCGAGCGUUUACCGACCACGGCAGAGGUGGAGUUCACGGUCAACCUACCAGAUUAUGACACGGGAGCAAUGGACCGCACCGCCAACAUGAGUUUCAGAAACACCCUGGAAGGUUUUGGGAACCCUCAGACAGGUGUGGCAGGCAGUGUUCGCAUGGGCAUGCAUGCUUCCCUCCAUGUCUUCAUGAACGGAUCCAUGUCUUCUGUGCAGGGCUCUGCCAAUGACCCCAUAUUCUUGCUGCACCAUGCUUUUGUAGACAGUAUCUAUGAGCGUUGGCUGAGGAGGCAUCGUCCAAAUCCGAUCCAUUACCCGGAGUUCAACACUCCGAUUGGCCACAACAGAGAGUACCACAUGGUACCCUUCCUGCCUCUCCACAGGAACAGAGACUUCUUCAUCUCCAGCAAGGACCUGGGCUACGAAUAUUCCUACCUGCUGGGUUCCAACCAGCGACUUGUGGAGUCCAUGGGCCCCUAUCUGGAGCAGGUUCGAGAAGCGUGGCCCUGGAUGUUUGGGGCUGGGCUUCUAGGGGCCCUUAUUGCCAUGACCGUGGCUGCGGUGACCUUGACUGCGGCUAGGUUAUGUCAUGGUUUGUUUAGGCAACGUGAAGGGAAGAGCUGGAGAAUGUUCCCCCUCCCUGAGAGACAACCCCUCAUCAUCAGCUCUGACUCAGAGAGUUCUACCUACCAAAAUUACAGGACUGCAAUGUGAAGACAACAGCACUCCAACUGUUGGUGGGAAACUUGGGGACACUCUUGGACACAAAGGUCCUUAACCACGGUACAUAUCACCCUCACCUCCUUACCAGCCCCAACUGAACAAAUUACGAUUUCCAGUGCUGCACUGUCAUUUCAAAUAGUCUGCAGUAUUAUUUCAACCACCACUUCAUUUUAUUA